AUGCCAAACAUGAUAAGAAAUUAUCUAGGACGAAGAUGUCUCAAUAAUUCUGCAAUUCAAGCAUAUAUCAAACAAAACGCUGCCGUCGCUCGUUCGACAGUAUUCCAAGGAAAUCUCUAUGAAUAUACGGUGAUGAGGGAGUUAUCUGAGAAACUCAGAAUGACAAAACUACAAAAAAUUGGCGGCGCCCAUGAUGGAGGUGUAGAUGUAAGGGGCAAUUGGCCGGUAGAUUACAUUUAUGUGAAAACCUCAUCACUGAUACCCAGUUUAGAAACGACCGACACUAUAAAGAGAACAAACUCCCAGAAUGGCUUUGUUUUGAAGCCGUUGAAAUAUAGAAUGGUUGAUCAUACUUUUAAACCAUUAAAAGUGCUGGUUCAAUGCAAGGCUUUCACUAAAUCCAAGCUAUCUCCAAAGGAAUUCCGUGAAUUGGUAGGAACAUUCACCUCAUUAGUAUCGAGCAGCCAACGCAACAAAACUGUAUGUAUAAUGUGUUCUCCUCACUUGUUGACAAAAGAUACUCUAAAACUUAUCAAUAAUAUCUCGCUCCCUAUGAUAUACCUGCGUGUUGAGAUGCUGAAAGAGAAACCUGAUGGGGAGUUUGACUUGAGGAAUUCAGGAAGGCUGGUCAAUUAUUAUGAGAAUUCUUACGCCUCCGCAUUGCUAAAAGAUUGCAGAAUUCCUGAGUGGUUAAAGCUAGGAAUAUACAAAAAUAAUGAUUUUGAUUUACACGAAAAAGGGAAGGAAAUUCCACUUAAAUAG
Molecule: messenger RNA, 762 nt
Organism: Saccharomyces kudriavzevii IFO 1802
Lineage: Eukaryota; Fungi; Ascomycota; Saccharomycetes; Saccharomycetales; Saccharomycetaceae
Gene: RRG7
Product: Rrg7p
Exons: 1
Coding region: 1-762 (253 amino acids)
Cellular component (GO): mitochondrion
Source: RefSeq, a predicted model, not a curated record